AUGUCUAAUGAUUUACGCACAUUGAGUUCCGAAUUCCGGAAAAUUCUGCAAAAUCGUGACGUCAUCGCUAUCGAUCAGGAUCCAUUAGGCAUAAUGGGAAAACUAGUGCAGAAGAACAAUAGUGUUAGGAUCUACGCGAAGCCGGUCACACCCGUUACCCACGGGAUUACCUCAUUUGCUGUUGCCGUUGUCAAUAUGGAUGAAUCUGCAGUUAAGUCACUUGGACUGGUGAACAUCGGUGGAUAUAACCUGCGUAAUCUCUGGACCGGUGAAGAUUUUGGCGUGGUAUUCCCGACUCAGGAAUAUCACGUCACAUUACAGCCUACAUCUGCCGCCAUGAUAAAGCUCACUCUUCGGUAG
Molecule: messenger RNA, 360 nt
Organism: Ostertagia ostertagi
Lineage: Eukaryota; Metazoa; Nematoda; Chromadorea; Rhabditida; Trichostrongylidae
Source: the annotation of a GenBank genome assembly